AUGACCCAACAGCCUCAACGGACUCAUCCCCUAGAGCUGCCUGCGAUCCUCGAACUCAUCGGGACUUGCCUCGAUGACGACGAAGACAUACCCUCGCUCAAGGCUUGCAGCCUCGUCAACCAUGAGUGGCACCGUCACUUUGCGCCUUUUCUCUGGUGGCGCAUCAUCGACGACUUUGACAGGGUCCUCGUCCGGCUCUUCAAGAUCAAAUUCGCGCCCACUCUGCCUUACGUCGAUCCUGAAGCCCGCCUUGAACAAGAGUUUCUUGCCCUGGUUGAUAACUUUGUCGCCAAAGUCGAUGACCCCACGAUCCCUAUGGCCAUCCAUCGAGAAAGGAGGACUUACAUCAACACCCCGUCCUUGAUGAGCUUCAUUAUUCUCGGAUACCUCUGCAAGCCUGCUAGAGCGAUCGACUUUGACUUUAAUGUGCCUCCCCAAUUCCUGAUAUACGAUGCCAGUGUGGGCCAAAUGGUCGCGCCCGAGAACGUUCGAAUGUCGGAGGAUUACUGGAAUACGGAGCAACGGAUCGAAAGCGUCCUUACCGUGUUGGAAAACAGUCCAUUGUUGGAGACUCUCCGCCUGCGUGACUCGGGUGUGUUCCCGCAGGGCAUCCCACACCAAUGGCGGCAACUAGCACUCCCACUCCCAGCAGCAGCAGAGUGGUCGCUCACAGAAUCGGCGGAGGCGGCGAGCGAACCUCCAAGGUGGCCCAAGUUGCACGCUGCUACUUUUGAGAUGGCUAAGGUCGACCGCCACUACCUCGAGAUCUUUCUUCACAACGCCCCUCACCUUCGGACUUUGCACCUUAACCACAUCAAGAUCCUCAACAUCCAAGGGAAUACGAUACAACGACGCAUCUUGCCCGACCCGGCCGCGCUCGCACUAUGGAGUCGGGACUUGUACUGCUCGGAGGAUUCUACCUAUCCUUGCACUCACAUUGAGGAACUCUCCAUGUUGGCCCUUCGAGGCAUCACGCCCCAGGAACAACUGGAGUUUGCCCUCGGACUCCCGCACUUGAUGUCUUUUACUUUCACGCUGGACCCAAAACUCAAUUCUGUCCAACUCGCCUAUAAGCUAGGCUUUACUCAUCUGACCUCUCUGACACUCUCGGGCACCUUUAACCACGAGGUCUUGAUCCGCGCAGCGAGGCGUCUUGAGUAUCUCCAUUUGACUAACACCACCUUUGUGGACGACGACCUGUUCAAGACGAUCUGUAAACACAGCGAUACCCUUGAGACGAUUUUCAUCACGUCCAGGAUUGGGGCCUUGAACGAAGGACCUGGCCCGCACCGAAUCCUGAGGACCUGCCAUCGGCUCUUGGAGCUCACGCUCUUGUCACCUCGUUUCGACUGUGACCCAGAGAUGUUCAGAGGCCACCCCUGGGUGUGCACAGGUCUCCAAACACUUUUAGUCGUCCCCGAUUGUGAUACUACCGGUUCGACCUCCACACCCUCCCAGGCCCAGACGGCGUUCUUCCAGCAGAUUGCUUCGACAUUGACGGAGUUAAAGAGUCUCAGCUUCGGUGGUGGAACGGGCAGCUUUAAGUUCAAGCCCCAUGAAGGGUUGAUGCUGCUGACACCGUUGAAGGAGCUGGAGUUGUUGAAUUUGAAGUCCAAGUCGUUGGAUUCCAAUGCAGAGUUGACGGUCGAGCAUGCCAAGGUGGUUGUGAGCGAGUGGCCAAAGCUUAGGGCCAUUGAGGGCUUGUAUCAUUACAUGUGCCGAGAAUUUAUUAGCUAUGUCCAGGAGCACCGUCCUGAGGUUAAGUUUCCAUUCUAG
This is a messenger RNA of Linnemannia hyalina, 1776 nucleotides long. The record is from the annotation of a GenBank genome assembly. NCBI's taxonomy places the organism in Eukaryota, Fungi, Mortierellomycota, Mortierellomycetes, Mortierellales, Mortierellaceae.